AUGCGCCUACUGUCGAUUUGUCGUCAAUUCGUUUCGGCCGCCUCAUCUUCAUCUGCUGACCCAUACCAUGGAUUAUCGACUUUGGAAGAACGUCUCUUUUUUGAGUUCCAGCAACUGUUGCUUUCCUUGUUUCGUUGUUUGAGUAGCUCAGAGUCUGCUGGAGCUAAGAGCGGCGUUGGUUUGGAAUUUGGCGCUAAGUGGUCUGGUCAUCCUUCGGGUUCAGAGGCUGAUUUGAACCAACUACUCCUACGUUUAAAUUUCAACCACUUCCUGAGCGGUGCGAAUGGCUCAUUACAAACCUCACGCCCUUUAGAAAUUGAACACCAGCAAGUAGACCUUGGUUAACCCUAACUCUACACACCCACACACACACACAGUGGUUAUGCAUUUGUAUAUCUUUUGUCCCAGUUCAAACUUUUGUGAAAUGCCUGAAGUCAAUUUGUUACCAACGUUCCGCUUUAUUUUUGUCUCUGCUAAUGCCUUUUUGAAAGUCGUGCUUUUGGGAUCCAGAACUUUUUACACAACUAAGUGUUCAUCCUGUUUUGUUGAUAACUACUAUGUCUUACAACGCACUUGCGUGGACUGGCCGACAAUCUUGAACACAUUAUACACAUUACCCGGUGACUGACCCAUUACAUUUCACCAGCUGUAUCAAUAAGCCAAUAUUAGUCCAGUUUUUUGCCUUUCUCGGCUUGAGACGAUCACCCGCAUUCACAUUUGAUACGUGUUUUUUCCAACGCAUCUGUACCGGUGCACCACUUGGCAAAUGUUUUUUUGCUACGGCGUAUUUAAAUCGUCCGAUUCCCAGGUAUGUAUACAUAUCACGGUCAAGAAAAGUUUCGCCGUUCUCAUUUCUUGUUCUAGCCCACGCAGACAUUUUUUUCGUCAACAACUGUGGCCUAUACUUGGUGGUGGCAUCUUCUGACCUUUGUCGUCGUUUGAAAGUGAAUUUUCUUGUCACAAUCAAAAGCGUUGGUUUGAGGGGAUUUGACACUUAAGGCAAGAUUCAUUCAGCGCUGGGU
Dicrocoelium dendriticum is the source of this 1022-nucleotide messenger RNA. Lineage: Eukaryota; Metazoa; Platyhelminthes; Trematoda; Plagiorchiida; Dicrocoeliidae. The record is from the annotation of a GenBank genome assembly.